Fusarium verticillioides 7600 is the source of this 573-nucleotide messenger RNA. RefSeq lists its product as hypothetical. The record is from RefSeq and is a predicted model, not a curated record. The coding region runs from base 1 to 573 and encodes 190 amino acids. NCBI's taxonomy places the organism in Eukaryota, Fungi, Ascomycota, Sordariomycetes, Hypocreales, Nectriaceae. The transcript has 3 exons.
AUGUCCAAGCUAGGAGUGCCGACCCCUGACAAUCCAUUUGUCUUCGACUAUUCUGUGUCCCAGGAGAAGACUGAUUUGACGACUGUGAAUCCGGCUGCGACCAAGGCAAACCUUCCAACUCCUGACUCUCUUGUACCAAAGUCCUUCCAAUACAACCCAUCGCCCUUGAGUAGCUUUUUCCAAGGCACUCUGAAUUACCGCAUGCUCACACAUCGAACCAAAAAGCCACAUUAUCACAAGGAGAAUGUCCUUUCUCGAAUGAAGACAUGGGCAAUGUCCAGUUCUGCUUGGACUCUAAGGCUUGAAUAUGGCAGUUCUCUCGAGAUCAAACAUGAGAAUUUCUGCCCUCUCCGGAAUGUUGACGAUGACCUUAAACCAAGAUUGAAGUUUACUAUCGGCUCUUUUACAAAGUUCAAGAUCAAAAGCUACCGUAGAUUAGUCAACAGUCACGUUGGAGAUGCUUUUGAGAUGACCGGGAGAUUUUUGUUCACGGGCGAAAUCAAGGACUCUGAUUACAUGGGUGCGUUUACCUCCUGUGCGCGCAAAGAAACACUACUAAUCCGUGCUGAUUAG